Molecule: messenger RNA, 1148 nt
Organism: Trematosphaeria pertusa
Lineage: Eukaryota; Fungi; Ascomycota; Dothideomycetes; Pleosporales; Trematosphaeriaceae
Exons: 3
Coding region: 66-1148 (360 amino acids)
Source: RefSeq, a predicted model, not a curated record
GCACAAACUUGGAACCAACUCGAUCAAACUCUUUCUGCAACUCUGUUAGCUGCUAGGAAAGCAAGAUGGGUACGCCGCUAGACAGACCGAACCGCCACCCAGCAAAGCAAGGCGAAACUCCCAGUGUCAGCAAGCUGUGGCAGCCUGCCGAACGUUCUCCACUUGAACCAUCUCCCUCUGCCUAUCCCCGCGAUAAAAACAUGAAUACGAACACCAAUAAGCGGUACUCAUUUCUCUCUCAUGCUUCUCUCUUCGGCGACUCCGGCGCUCCCGCCAUGCCCACAUUAACCGACACUCCCCGCACGGACGUCUCUACAUCAGUGAGCUUAGAGCGCAUACAACGGCGACAAGACUCCGGUCUGCCAACUCCUUCCACUGGGUUCUUUAUGUCAUCCUCACCCAACAUCUUGACUUCCAGCACUCCGAAUCUACUCGAGAAAGCCAGCCUGUCCGGCCUUGCUAGGAAGGGCUCUGCAAGGAGUCUGCGAAGCAAUGCAACGCGGCCUGACAUAUGGGAAAAGGAAGGCAAGAAGAGCGACGCCGCUUCCAUCGGAAGCAACCGCAACGGCUUGUCGUCGUUCGUCUCGAAGUCGGGGAAGAAGAUUGCAAAUUCCUUCAAGGGCAAACCGAAAGAAAAGACACCGAAUAUCCACAGCUUCGCUUCGAAGCGGUAUGAAACCCCUUUGGGCGCUGAUCAGUCCGCUACCGCGCGAAGAGCCGCUUUGGACGUCAAUAGUAGUUUCUACAGCACUCCCGACUCAGAAGUUGACAUGCACGAUUCUUCCAUAACUCUGGCUACUGAGACCGAUGCAGAGAGCAUGCCUUUCAUCUCACCUAAGAAUACUCGCGAGUCGCCGAAGGAGAUUCUGAAUCGCGUUCAUGAGCGAGAGGCAAAAGACAGUGGAACGCCUCCAGACUCGAAGAACGGCAAGGAUUCCGUACAUCUAGCGAACGAAGCUGCUGAUGCUCUAGAUCUGGCGCAUAUUAAACACAAUGAGGAAUCGUCGCCCACCGAUCUGCUAGACGACUAUUUCCAGGUCGAUCAUCCGAGUGUUAUCGCCGCCUUCCGCGUCGCCUCUCGCCGUAUUACCGAAAUUGAUCUUUCCCAUCUCUGGCACCAAAGAGGCAGUCUCGGGCCGUAUCAGUAA